Molecule: messenger RNA, 582 nt
Organism: Schistosoma haematobium
Lineage: Eukaryota; Metazoa; Platyhelminthes; Trematoda; Strigeidida; Schistosomatidae
Product: Gamma-tubulin complex component 3
Exons: 1
Coding region: 1-582 (193 amino acids)
Molecular function (GO): gamma-tubulin binding
Source: RefSeq, a predicted model, not a curated record
AUGUCCAGUAUUGUCCCCAGCUUGUUGUAUCUCAUUGGUCAAUGGACUGAUGAUGGACAGCUGAACCAUCCCUAUAAACAACUCUGUGUUGAAACAGGUACGUCGGUGAAAAUUAGUCAUUUGUGGUGUGGUGUAUAUAUAACUUACGAUGGUUUAAUACGACUCCAAGAUUUAUCCCUUCAAACAAAACAAAUACGAUCUUUGUCGCGCGAUUCUAAUCUCCGGUAUAAGGAAGUAGAAAUCCCUCAACGGUUCAAUGUUCAUUUAUUGGACAUAUCAACUGAUCAUUAUUCCGGAGGUGGUAUAAUUUUAUUGGACCAACAUGUCAGUGGAGCAUUGACCACAAUAUUUACUAAUAGUUGUCAUUUAACGUAUCUAUUUUCGUUUAGUGUUCUUCGACGUGCUAUGCGUAUGGAGUUUACGUCGAGCAACUUACGGAAACAAUGGUUUUGUGCGACGCGUUUAAAUUAUGAUCAACAGAUUGAUUUAUUAUCAGUAAUACAUUUAUUCGUUGCGGAAAUACGAUAUUUCAUACAUCAGCUACAAUAUUAUAUUAGUUUUGGAUACUCGAAAUGUGUCUGA